AGUCACUAGAGGAUUGUGUUUUCAGCCACCGGUAGCUUGUGGGUGCUUUACAUCUGCUACAGUUAAUGACUGCAUGUCUACUUAUUAACUAUAUAAAUUAUUAAUAUACACCUACUGUAUGAUAGCAAGCAGACAUCACAAAUUGAAUUAUGGGGCAUUUCAGGCCCUGAAGUGAAUAAUUGUACACUCCAAACUCCAUUAAAAACGAGGGCUGAGGGGCUUACAUCGCAAACUUCCUUUGCUUGGCUAAUCAUUUGGACCAACGACAAAUAUGGCCGCGGGGAUUCCCAUAAGGGAAUAAGGAGAGGAUACAUGGCCAUAAUUUACCCUUUGAAACCAAGGCUGUCCUCCACAUCCACCAAGAUUGUGAUUGGUCUCAUCUGGGCGGUGGCAUUCUCCCUGGCUUUCCCCCAGUGCUACUACUCUGUCACCCAGCAUUAUCCACCACGGACCAUCUGCAUGGUCAACUGGCCUGAUGACUAUGGUGGGAAACACCAUCUCACAUACCAGAUAGCUAUGAUCAUACUGAUCUACCUGCUCCCCCUGCUGGUGAUGUUGAUCACCUACAGCCUUAUUGGUCAGACACUGUGGGGCAGUGAGAUACCAGGGGAGGCCUCAGAUCACUACCAGAAUCAGAUCCAGGCCAAACGCAAGGUGGUGAAGAUGAUGAUAGUGGUGGUGAUGACCUUCGCCCUGUGCUGGCUGCCCUACCACAUCUACUUCAUCCUGGGCAGCUUCAACAAGGAUAUCUACAUGCAAACGUACAUCCAGCAGGUAUACCUGGCCAUCUUCUGGCUGGCCAUGAGCUCCACCAUAUACAACCCCAUCAUCUACUGCUGCCUCAAUCAAAGAUUCCGCUCGGGGUUCCGUCACGCUUUCAGCUGGUUACCCUUCAUAAAGGUGUCGGAGGAAGACAAAAUGGAAUUGCAGCACACACAGACCUUCAGGAUGACACGCAGCUAUCGCACUGAAAACACCAAGGGCACUGUGGUCUGCCAUAACUCCACCCAACAUGAUGACCACACCACAGUCAAGCUCAUGAAAUGCUAAGGACACGAGGACAUGCUCAAGCUCAUGAUGACAGUUGCUAGGAGAAGUCAAGUGAAACAAAUCAUGUUAUGAUUGUGUACAGUCACUCUGUCACGCCAAAUACCUCACAGAUGACUGUUAAUCCAGGAGGAGAAUGGGUUCCAGGAGAAUGGGAAGGAGAACUCCCAUGGCAUUAGCACCAGGCCUUAUAUGUUGCUGUGUUUAGGUAGUGAUAUUAUUUGUGUUGUUUUAGCAUAAUAUUGGUAUAUGUUGUGUGUUACCUGGCUUUGUAGACCAGAUUGUGAAACAUGCAAGUGAACCCACUUGUAAAUAUUUGCUGAAAUAUAAAGUAACUGAUAAGAGACUGAUAAAUGAACACACUUUAUUAAUAGUACACAAAUUCUAUGUGAUAUUUAAACUACACAGAUUAUUUUUCAGCUCACCUCUGAAAUAUGUUACCACUGUAGUCCUAGUUCUCCAGUAGAAUAUAUUGCAAUCUUUUCUACAGUAAUAGAACUGUUACCAAAAUCCACACAACGGAACUUGACUUGUAAGAGGCAACAUUUUAAUAGUUUUGUGGCAAGGGGAUUAAAAGAGUUAAAAAGAGUUGAAAGAGUUCAAGUACCAUUCAAAAGUUGACACACCUACUCAUUCAAGGGGUUUCCUUUAUUUUUACUAUUUUCUACAUUGUAGAAUAAUAGUGAAGACAUCAAAACUAUGAAAUAACACACAUGGAAUCAUGUAGUAACCAAAAAAGUGGUAAAAUAUAUAUUUUAUAUUUGAGAUUCUUCAAAGUAGUCACCCUUUGCCUUGAUGACAGCUUUGAACACUUGGCAUUCUCUCAACCCUAGAAUGAGUAGGUGUGUCCAAACCUUUGACUAGUACUGUAUAUGGGAUAGCUGUAGUGUCCCAUAGUGCACAUGUUGGCAGCUAUGGUGUAAAAUGUUGAAAAUAAUCUUUAACAAGUGUUUGCCAGUGCAAGAUGGUCCAAUUAAAAUAGUAUUGGAGUACAGUAGCCGUAUACAUUAUUCAAUGGUUCUCUGAAAUCAGAAAAAAGACUUUCAACACAUUGUUUAGAACACGAAAACAGUCAAAAACAAAUCAUGUGAAUUUUAAAAGGAUAAUGUAAUAUGUGGUAACUGUUGCCUUUGUUAAAUAUCACAGUGCAUAUUUAAUUUUUGUUUUGUGCCCUAGACUACUCUUUUUCAUGUUGUGACUUGUCAUGUGCUCAAAAAAUUAAAUUGUCAGUUAUAUCUCA
This is a messenger RNA of Oncorhynchus kisutch (coho salmon), 2287 nucleotides long. It is a transcript of the gene tacr2, whose product is annotated as tachykinin receptor 2. Bases 313 to 1050 code for a protein of 245 amino acids. Gene Ontology annotation, cellular component: plasma membrane; sperm midpiece. Gene Ontology annotation, biological process: G protein-coupled receptor signaling pathway; positive regulation of flagellated sperm motility. The transcript has 5 exons. The record is from RefSeq and is a predicted model, not a curated record. Lineage: Eukaryota; Metazoa; Chordata; Actinopteri; Salmoniformes; Salmonidae. Gene Ontology annotation, molecular function: substance K receptor activity.